Oryza brachyantha (malo sina) is the source of this 1572-nucleotide messenger RNA. Its product is annotated as polynucleotide 5'-hydroxyl-kinase NOL9-like. Gene Ontology annotation, biological process: cleavage in ITS2 between 5.8S rRNA and LSU-rRNA of tricistronic rRNA transcript (SSU-rRNA, 5.8S rRNA, LSU-rRNA). Gene Ontology annotation, cellular component: nucleus. The record is from RefSeq and is a predicted model, not a curated record. The coding region runs from base 71 to 1198 and encodes 375 amino acids. Gene Ontology annotation, molecular function: polynucleotide 5'-hydroxyl-kinase activity. The transcript is spliced from 9 exons. Lineage: Eukaryota; Viridiplantae; Streptophyta; Magnoliopsida; Poales; Poaceae.
GGUGCGUCGCCGGCUCGCCGCCACCUCGGGGGUUCGCCUGCUUCGCGAGCUAGAGGUGUAGAGGAGGGCCAUGGCUGGAGCCUCGCCGUCGGCGCGCACCGAGGCGGUCGUCCCGCCGGACUGGGCGUCCGCCACCGCUACCGUGUCCUCCGUGCCCUCGCCUCCGGUCGUCGUCGUUUGCGGGCCCAAGAACGCCGGCAAGUCCACCUUCUCCCGCCUCCUCCUCAACUCGCUACUCCCCAGAUACGGGAGAGUGGGGUAUUUGGAUACGGACGUCGGGCAGCCGGAGUUCUCGCCGCCGGGGUGCCUCUCGUUCAACGUCGUCGGCGAAGCUUUCGAAGAUUUGCUCAACCCAACUCUACGUGAGAGUGAAAGGUGUUGCUUCUUCGGUGAUAUUUCUUCAAAGCGAGAUCCAGAAACAUACCUGAAUUGCCUGUUUCAUUUGUAUGACUACUUUGUUGAAAAAUAUCGAUGUGGUGCAAAUGAAAUGCUACCUUUAGUUGUCAACACUCCUGGAUGGGUGAAAGGUGCUGGUUUUGAUAUGCUUGUAGAGAUGCUAAGGUAUAUCUGCCCCACAAUUGUUGUUCAGAUACGCAUCUCUGCGCAGAGCAAGAAUCUCCCUGAUGGGAUGUUUUGGUUAGAUUGUGGACAAACAGGACCAAAUAUGAUCAACAUCGAUGCUCCAUUCCAUGAUGUUUUCAAUAGAUCGUUGUUAAUCCAGAAGGACUCCUAUGGAAUGCGUGAGCGCCGUCUUGUAGAGUACUUCAAGCAAUGUUUUCCAAGUGACAUAUCGCUGACAACAAAUAAGGAGCUUGCCUAUGCCCUAACUUCACUUCCGCCCUAUGAAAUAUCAAUUUCAGAUGUUAUGGUUAUACAUCUUCAUUACGAGGUACCUCCAAGUGAGGUAUGGCAUAGCCUGAACGCUACCAUAAUUGGUUUGGCCAUCAGCUGUGACACAACCGAGGCAGGUCGUUCAAUUCCUUGGUGUGCUGGCCUUGGUAUCGUCAGAGGUGUGGAUGUGCAAAGAGGCAUACUAUAUGUGAUAACUCCUGUUCCUCUGGAGCACCUUCAAAGUGUUGAUCUCUUGCUUCAGGGACUCAUUGAAAUCCCAAAAUCACUCCUGCAGGUCCGAGGAUGCGUGUCACCAUACAUGCCAACAAAUGUACUGCACCGGAUAUCAGAGAGGGUAAACAGUUGAAUCGACGUCGGAUGCAAAUAAUGCAUCUUAGAGGGAGAUGCAUGUGAUGAGAUGAUCCUGAACCUGCACAGAACAGAACAGAACAGAGCCAGCUCUGAUUCACAGAUGCAGAUUUGUAUCCUGCGGCAUGUCUUAGUAGUAGUAGCCCUUGCUCGUGGAAACGGUUCUGUACAAUUCGUGGAGAGAUCGGAAAGAUCAUUCCUUCUUUUUUUCUCUCUAAUCCAUUUGAUGAUCAAGAUUGGCUGUGAAACUAUUAACUCUAUGAAGCACAAGAAUUUGACAGUUCUCUCUUUUUUUUUUUGCCUAAUCCAUUCUGUGAUUAAGAUUGGCUGUGAAACUGAGGCAAAGCAACUCCACGAGGCAUAAGAACAUCU